AGUCGGGCUGAAAAGCUUUCUCUUUGUCAAGUUCACCGUAAAGGAAUCUGUAAGAGCUUGGCACGAGCGCGUAAGACUGCGGGGAAAGCUUUCCAAUUUUCCUCUUGCUGUGUUUUAAGGUAAGAGAACAAAUAAUAUCGGGGAAGACUUUAUAAAAAACACUUUGGCUUAUUCCCAGCCAGUAGCGCAAGCUCUGGGAUGCGAAUGUGAGAGCUGAAUUCACAGACAGAUCGCUUUUGUGUUCUACUGCAUUGCAGUUUAAAACAGUGAAAGCGCGAGAGGAGCCCGCGCUCCGCAGCAUCUCAAUGAGCCGGACAAAGUAUUUUAAACUGCUCAAAUCUGACUCCCGUUUACUCCUAAAAGGCACAAAGAAACAUUCUUGUCCGUAAAAGAGCUGUGAAGACUUAUCGCCGAUGCCGAGCUCCUCACAAAGUGGAUGUUUUAUUUUAUCGUGUUGAAAACGUGACCUGGUAACUAAAAGACUGUUGGAGAAAAUAAGAUUUUGCCGAAGGAAGCGUUUAUAGAGAUUAAUCGUUGACGAGUCUGUCUUGGACCAGAAGAAGCUGCAGAUAGAGAGUGAAAGAGAGAGAGAACGAGAAAGAGAGAGAGUCAUGGGGAGCAGGAGCGUUGGCGCAGUGCACUCCGCGCGCUGCUACCUCGUGCUUAUCCUGCAGCUGCUGACUCAGCUCCCGCGCGCCAAUUCAGUGCUGCGCUACCGCGUGGCGGAAGAGGGGCAGGACGAUGUGCACAUCGGGAACGUGGCUUCAGACCUGGGGCUGUCCACCUCUGGGAUUGGGACUGGUGAUGUCACUUUCGCUUUGGAAUCUGGCUCUGAAUACUUCAAAAUUGACAACGUCACUGGAGAGCUUACUACAGGCAGCAAGAGGAUUGACAGAGAGAAGCUGCCGCAGUGUCAGAUGAUAUUUGACGAGAACGAGUGCUUUUUGAACUUUGAAGUGUCAGUCAUAGGUCCCCUGCAGAGUUGGGUGGAUCUGUUUGAUGGCCGUAUUGUAGUCACAGACAUCAAUGACAACACCCCCUCUUUUCCUUCACCAGUACUCACACUAUCUGUUGAGGAGAAUCGGCCAAUCGGCACACUCUAUCUCCUUCCCACAGCCACAGACCGUGAUUUUGGCCGCAAUGGCAUUGAUCGCUAUGAGCUUAUCCAGGACAGUAGAGAUGGGGGGCUGUUGAGGAGAAUCGCCCAAUCGGCACUCUCUAUCUCCUUCCCACAUAGAGAUGGGGGGUCAUCUUCACGGCGACCUGCGAACGGACCGACAAAUGGGAAUGGUGGUGACCGAAGGAGAGUGUCAGAAACAGGGACAAGUCCUGCCAGCAGGAGCAGCGUGUUUGAACUACAAGUGGCCGACACACCUGAAGGACAGAAACAGCCUCAGCUGAUCGUGAAAGGGCCUCUGGACCGCGAAGCACGGGAUUCUUAUGAACUGGUGCUACGGGUUCGUGAUGGCGGCAACCCGCCCCGCUCCUCACAAGCUCUGUUGCGCGUGUCCAUCACAGACAUCAAUGACAACAGUCCACGUUUUGAAAGAGCCGUGUAUGAAGCAGAAAUGGCAGAAAAUGCCCCACCUGGCACACCUGUCCUGCAGGUGCGGGCCACAGACCGUGACGUCGGCGUGAACGGGCAGGUUGAGUAUGUGUUUGGAGCCGCGACGGAAUCAGUGCGGCGCCUCCUGAGGUUGGAUGAAGCAUCAGGUUGGCUGAGCGUUCUGCAUCGUAUAGACCGCGAGGAAGUUUCACAGCUACGCUUCACCAUCACAGCCCGUGACCGUGGCCAACCACCUCGUACUGACCGCACUACAGUUGUUCUCAACGUCAGGGAUGAAAAUGACAAUGUACCAAUAGUAGAAAUUCGAAAAAUUGGACGAAUCCUUGUUCGCGAUGGUGCUGCAAUGGUUCCGGAGAACGUGCUGGUGGACACUCCAGUAGCAUUAGUGCAGGUGUCAGACCGCGACCAGGGAGAGAAUGGUGCGGUUACCUGCACUGUGGUUGGAGAUGUACCAUUCACACUGAAACCGGCGGGUGAGACAGCCCUAGCACCUCCACCAGCCACAGACGAUGCCUUUGAACGAAACAAAAAGAAAUACUUUCUCCACACCUCAGCACUUUUGGAUUAUGAAGCUACUCGUGAGUAUAGUGUCACUAUUGUGGCAGUGGACUCCGGUAGCCCAAGCCUCUCGAGUAAUAGUUCCCUUCUGGUGCGUGUGGUGGACAUAAAUGACCAUGCUCCCACUUUUGCCCAAAGCUUAGUGGAAGUGCAUUUUGCAGAGAAUAAUGCCCCAGGAGAACGAGUGGUCACUGUAGUGGCGUCUGAUGCAGACAGUGGCAAGAAUGCAGAGAUCGCAUACUCACUGGACCCAUCUGUUAAUGGAGCUUUUUACAUUGAUGCCGAUAACGGUGAUAUUCGUGCCACUGGGGCACUAGAUAGAGAGCAGAGGGAACACUAUGAAUUUCGUGUGAUAGCUCGAGAUAAAGGCACACCAUCUCUGCAGGGCUCUGCUACUGUCGUAGUCCAGGUUACGGACAGGAACGACAAUGGCCCCAAAUUUGUCCAGGAAGUCUUCACAUUCUAUGUCAAAGAGAACCUUCUCACCAAUAGCCCUGUCGGCAUGGUGACUGUUACCGAUGCAGAUGAAGGUGAGAAUGCAGAGUUGAGUCUUUUUGUUGAGCAUGAUGAAGAGGAGGGUGGAGAAGAGGGCAAAGAGGGAAAGCAAGAAGUUUUCUCCAUUGAAAAUAACACUGGAACCAUUUUUUCCUCUGCAUCCUUUGAUCGCGAACGACGUAGCGCAUACUCAUUCCGCGUGCGUGCCGUUGAUGGUGGAGAACCGCCACGGUCUGCCACCGCCACCAUCUCCCUGUUUGUCACUGAUGAAAAUGACAACGCGCCAUCCAUCACAUCACCCGCUAAUGAAUCAUACACCCUCCUGCCACCCGCUAGCGGGGCUCGGACUGUAGUCCGCACAGUCACAGCCUCCGAUGGCGACACAGGGUCUAAUGCCGAUCUCCGCUACGCUCUGGUAGGCGGAAACCCUUUUCGUCUGUUUGAGAUUGGCUCUAGUAGUGGGGUCAUAACCUUGGCAGAGCCCCUAGAGAGAAGACACAGGGGUCUGCACCGCUUGGUGGUCCGGGUCAAUGACAGUGGCAUGCCUUCCCUUUGUGCCACAGCACUGGUGCAUGUCUUCAUCAAUGAGAGCUUGGCCAAUGCUACGCUGGUGGAUACACAGGUGGCCCGCAGCCUUGCAGUCCCCCUCUAUAUGGAUAUUGCAGGUGACCCAGACAGUGAGAGAGCUUUGGGUAAACAACGCCUGAGCGUUGCCAUCGGUGUCCUGGCUGGUGCUGCCGCCGUUAUUCUGGUGAUCCUUCUGGUUGUGACAGCUCGACAGUGUGGGGCACAGGGUAAGAACGGCUAUGAGGCUGGGAAGAAGGAGCCAGAAGAGGACUUUUUCAGUCCACAGCCUCCCCCUCUACAAGCCCAGGGCACCCAAAAUGAACGUGGGCGCAAACCACGCAGAGACAAGCAUCAUAACGGUACUGCCAAAUCUGAGCGUUCUUUAUACAGUGGAAUUAUGACGGUGAAUGGUUGCAGACGUGGGGGAGGCGAUGAAGAAGAGGAGGAUGAAGAGGCCAGCAGUGCCAGCGAGAGGAUUGCAGCACGUUAUUGUGCAGCAGCUAACGGAGACACCAGCAGUCCAAGACUUGGCUCGAGACAUCACCAGUCAAGCCCAGAUCUGGCCCGCCACUACAAGUCCAGCUCACCUUUGCCUGCAGUGCACCUUCAGCCCAACUCACCACCCGUGGAAGGCAAGAAGCACCAGGCUGUGCAGGAACUGCCCCCCACUAACACCUUCACUGGCAACGGCAACAGUAAUGCAGACGCCAUGUCACUCAGCUCAGACCAAUGCUCCGAUUACGGCUGCCAAACUGUCAAGUACAGCAAACAGCCCCUCAGAAGAGUGACAUUUUCUGUGGUGAGUCAGACACCUGAUCAAUGCUGCUAUGAUAGUGGAGUGGAGGACUCUGAGACCCCCAGCAGCAAGAGCUCCUCUGGACCCGGACUGGGAUCUUUACCGCUGCCUGAGGACGGAUAUGAAAGGACGACACCAGAAGGGAGCGUAGGCGAGGAGGAGCAUGUGGAAAAUGACCCCAGGCAGCUCCCUGACGUGGCUCUGACAGGAAAGUGCACACAAGAGUGUGAUGAGUUUGGUCACUCUGACACCUGCUGGAUGCCCGUGCAACUAUCACCACGGAGACGCAUGGAACCACCCCAACUCUCCACCUUCGCCUCGCCCGGCGAUAACAACAACAACACGGAAGACGACAGCGACCGAGAGGAAGACGGAGACGGAGGUACGGAUAAGAGCAGCGGAGGAAGCGAGGAGGUCCGGGAUUCGCUUGCAAACGGAGAUCCGCUCGGAACGCUCAGCCGUCGGGACCCGAACAGGAACAUGGGUGAUCACAACCGUAAUCUCCUGAACCGGAAAAUGACCUCGGCAUCCUACGACACAUUCAGCAGCGCCGGCUUUGGCCGCCGUCCGGAUGAAGAAGACUCACACCCCCCAGAGGUCAUUCCACUUACGAGGACGGGGGGCGACUAUAAGACCACCUCGUGCCUCACUCUGUCUCGCAGGGAAGUGUACCUGUGAGCUGCAGCCAGCCCUCAGAGCAACUUCACUGCACCGGAGCAGGAGGAUCAUUGAGAUACUAGCCUAUACCUGUUCAAAACAGGCGUCUUCUCCUUGCCAAAAAUUCAUCAUCAGUUCAUUACUCUAGAUGCAAAAUAUCAAAGUUGAGGAGAAAAAGUGAAGCAUCUUUUAUUCUUUCAUAAACUUGGAUAGACUUUGUCAAUGGCAAACACUUGCAUGUUAGGCCUCCCAAAGACAGGGGGCGAUGUGGGGACUGAUGGACAAAAUCCAGUCACGGACCUCAUAAAUGGAUGCUCAUUUCAUCUGAUCGUGGCACAUCAUGAAAAUAAAACCAUGUAGCAUCAGGAAAAAGGAAUUCCUCACCAAUCAUAGGGCGACAGCGUCAACUAAAUAUUUUAAUCUAACUAGUUUCCUGUCGCUGAGCCAGUAUGGUUAUUUAAUUGCAGUCACAUGGUAAACACUAGACAUGUAAAUGAUUUCAUCACAGACUUUUAGAGAAAAGAAAAAAAAAGAAAAGAAAAAAAAA
Sinocyclocheilus rhinocerous is the source of this 5187-nucleotide messenger RNA. Its product is annotated as protocadherin-7-like. The transcript is spliced from 5 exons. Bases 612 to 4661 code for a protein of 1349 amino acids. NCBI's taxonomy places the organism in Eukaryota, Metazoa, Chordata, Actinopteri, Cypriniformes, Cyprinidae. Gene Ontology annotation, molecular function: calcium ion binding. Gene Ontology annotation, biological process: homophilic cell-cell adhesion. Gene Ontology annotation, cellular component: plasma membrane. The record is from RefSeq and is a predicted model, not a curated record.